Daktulosphaira vitifoliae (grape phylloxera) is the source of this 1247-nucleotide messenger RNA. RefSeq names its product lipase member H-A-like. The coding region runs from base 66 to 1025 and encodes 319 amino acids. The record is from RefSeq and is a predicted model, not a curated record. Gene Ontology annotation, molecular function: lipase activity. Lineage: Eukaryota; Metazoa; Arthropoda; Insecta; Hemiptera; Phylloxeridae. The transcript is spliced from 6 exons.
UUCAAUGGUAAAGAGUGACUAGGUUAACACGGCAUGUUACAUCCAAAUCAAUAAAUUUUACAAAUAUGACUUUAAAUUGUUCCAUUAUUGUAGUUUUUAUUAUAGUUACAUUUAAAGUAGUAUUUUCACAAGAUGAAAAAACUGUAUAUCAAUGUUUAUUGCCAUUGCAAAAUAUUGACGACGAUGUGUCAUUUUUCUUGCAUACCAAGCAAUAUACUAUUCAACUUAAAUCGAAUCAAGAAUCUAUUGAAAAUGCAAAGUUUGUAAAUGAUAAAAAAAUAAUUAUUUUAAUACAUGGAUACUGCAGAAAUAAAGAUGCUCCAGAAAUCAAAGUUAUAAGUAAAGCAUACUUAAAUGGAUUAAAGGAUUACAAUAUUAUAUAUGUGGAUUACUCUAGUAUUUCCCGAUUUAUUAUUUCUAACCAUGUUUUUUAUGGAACUGAAUAUGUUUAUAAUGUUAUAAAACUAUCACACGUUGCAAACAAAAUUUCACAAUUUAUUGAAUUGGUUAAAAAAGUAAAACCUCAAAUUGAAUAUGUGCACAUAAUAGGGCACAGUUUAGGAGCUCAAUUAGCAGGCAAAAUUGGAAAGGUGUACUCGAGAACAGGAGGAAUAAUUGAUAGGAUAACUGGUUUAGAUCCUGCAGGAAUUCUAUUUACUUUAUUGCCUGAUUUAAAUAGAGAAAGUGGAAAAUUUGUAGAUAUAAUUCACACAAAUAUUGGAGGUUAUGGUGAAAUUCGACAAACUGAAGGAGCAGUUAAUUUUAUAGUUAAUGGUGGUGUGGUUCAGCCAUUUUGUCCAACAAAAUUAUAUCCAGCAAUUUUUUUUUGUUCUCACUCAGUAUCAACUUACUAUUAUGCGCAUUCUAUUAAUAAUGUAUUAUUGGCAAAAUCAUUAGCAUGCACUAAUAAUUUAAUCAUAAGCCAACAAAUAGAUUGUAACAAAGAAGUCAUUUUUGGCGAAAAUAUUUCACUUAAUGCUACUGGAAAUUAUGGUAUACAAAUUGCAAUUGAUUAUAUCAACUAAUCAUGACAGUAGUUAUCAAUAAUAUUCAGAAAACAAUGUAUUAUAAUUUAAUACUAUCUUUCAAUUGUAAAAUAUCCCUUAAUUACCCAGAAUUUUAAAUAAUUUUAAGUAUAAAUUAUAAAGUAUAAAUUAAGAAUUUUAAGUAUAAAUUUUACACGAUUAUACAUAAAAUUAAUAGCAAAGAUAAUGAAAUUCAAAUUAUUAUAAUAUACAUUGACAAAA